AUGGCGGACUUCACAUGGUCAAAGCCAUUGCCUCCUCGGCGAAGAAGAUCAGAGCUGACACUAAGCCAUCCGCACCCCGAUGAAGACGACUCUCUUACAAACCUCGGUGUUCCAUCUGUCAGAUCGCGCCAGUGGAGGCCCAUCCCCCGCAUUGCGAGUCUUGAUGUUCUCAGUGCUGCGAGCAUCAGGUCAGACGGCUCGCAGUCGUCCUCUCAUAGGCUGUCGCCAUCGUCAUCGCCAUCGCCAGCAGAACCAGCAGAGGCAAUCUGGUACCAAGAACGAGACGAAACAGAGCGUGCUCUAUCUCUGGAGCAGAUGAUUAAUGCUUUACACUAUACGAUGAUGACCAAGCCCGUCCUCGAUCCGGUGCCCAGAGAGUACAACUCUUACAUCCUGCAUUUACUGGAAGGCUAUUGGGACGUCCAAGAGCGGCUGAAGAAGACCGAGCAGGAGCUGGUAGAGGAGAAGGAGACAAAGCAGCGCAGUUUUGAGGAAUUCACCAAGAUAUCCGAGGAGUGGGCGACGAAGGAGGCCGACUUCCGCGCCGAGAUCAAACGCAUGGAACUGGUCCUCGUCGAUGUCGCCCCUGGAGGCGUUGGUGCGGUGGUCCUGGCCAGGUCUGGCAGUCUCGUUGACAGAAGCGCCAGAUCCUCACAACUUUUCAAGGCCAAGGUCGAGAAGGCUAAGGAAAGUCCCACCAAAGAUAAUCGUAGCCCCAACAAGACCGAUAGCCUGGAGAAGCGGCCGGUCUCUGGCGGCUCAGGAAGCCCCCGUCUAAACCAUCGAACGUUCUUGUCUAUGCAACCAAAUCUUGAUGACAAUGCUGAUAUUGAACUGAGCAAGGGCCUCAGAAGGGCUCAGCAACGACAGCAACGGGCCUCGAAACAUGGAAAAAAGAAGCGCAGAGCUACGCCGGUAGAAAUGGUAUGGAAUAUCGGAAUAGAUUCGUCAGAAGAAGAAGAAAACCAGCCAGCGUCGGCAGAGAAGACAGCCAGGUUGCCUGGCUUGGGGUCCCCGAAGCUUAAACUUCCGCGUCCAGCGGCACAUACGCAGACUACCCCAGAAUCGCCCGCAACAAAAGCCGCCAUCUACACCAGCAGUGAGUCUGACAAUAGGCAUUACUGGCCUGGCGCCACCCCUCUCAUCGGCGUGGGCUCGGUCGAAUACGCAGCGGCCGCAACGGAUAUGCCGAUAGAUGAACGGCCGUUAAGUGCUCACCCGGAUGUCAUGACGGCCACAAAUGGUUACCGAACGGCCUUGGCUGCCCGUAGAAGCUCAGGGUUCCACCGCCACAGAAGAGACUUCUCCUUCGAUGCUGUAGAAGAUGGCAUGCCUCAACAGGCUCUGGCAGGCAGUGCUUGUUCUUCUCAAGAUAAAGACGCCCAACCGUCUUGCACCGAGACUAACACUCAGGGGCACGCCCUCUCGUCAGAAAAACAUGCUCCAAUGGCAUCAAUCACUGCAAAGCCUUCGGGCCAAGCACACAUGGCGGCAAAGGAUGUAUCGCAACGGGUGGCUAUCGAGGAGCGGGAUCAAGGCUGGUCCAAAGGCUAG
Messenger RNA from Colletotrichum orchidophilum, 1554 nucleotides. RefSeq lists its product as uncharacterized. NCBI's taxonomy places the organism in Eukaryota, Fungi, Ascomycota, Sordariomycetes, Glomerellales, Glomerellaceae. Bases 1 to 1554 code for a protein of 517 amino acids. The transcript is spliced from 3 exons. The record is from RefSeq and is a predicted model, not a curated record.